Physcomitrium patens is the source of this 1350-nucleotide messenger RNA. RefSeq names its product protein NUCLEAR FUSION DEFECTIVE 4. The record is from RefSeq and is a predicted model, not a curated record. NCBI's taxonomy places the organism in Eukaryota, Viridiplantae, Streptophyta, Bryopsida, Funariales, Funariaceae. Gene Ontology annotation, cellular component: membrane.
UCCCCAACCUCGACGAUUCCAGCGACACUCAGAGCAGCCCAGGCUUGAAUCUUACCCACUCGCUGCACCACUUUUUGAGCAUUUUGAGGAUUUGAAGAACGUAUUUCAUCACUAUGAAAUUCUGUAGAGAUGCCUAUUUGUGACAGGAUUGGGAUACUUUUCUAGUUCACAGUGGAGAUUGCAUUGAUGGGGGGGGGGGAUUUGGUGUGAGAUGGAGAGAGGUGCGUGCGACGUUGGACACGAAGAUCUCGCGCAUCAGUGAGAAAUGGGUGGGAUUCGUGACAGCUAUAUGGGUGCAAUUUGUAGCAGGGAAAAUCUACACAUUCUCGAAUUGCUCUCCUGCCCUGAAACCUGUGAUGCACUACAACCAGCUGCAGCUUAAUAAUCUUGGGGUGGCAAAAGAUGUGGGUAAGCCGUUCGGAUUGGUGGUCGGCCCUGCUGGCGGAUCGUCUGCCCACUUGGUUCAUCCUGUUGAUCGGCGCUGUGGAGGAUGCCGUCGGUUACGGCACGCAGAAUCUCGUCGUUAGCCAGAAAAUCAGCCCUCCGUCCUGCUGGCAGAGCUGCGUGGUUCGGUGCACCGGAGGCAACAGCACCACUUGGCUGAACACCGCCGUAUUCAUGACUUGCAUGCGCAAUUUUCUCAGGAGUCGAGAGACAGUCACUGACACUUUGAAGGGAUACAUCGGUCUGUGCACCGCCAUCUUCACGCCACUCUGCACUGCGCAUUUCACGAUCGAGGCAACGGCGUUUUUGCUCCUCCUCACCUUUCUGCCUGGGAUAGUAAAGGCGGCCAUUCCUCGCCCCAUCUGUAUGGCAAUCUCCCAGAUCUUUCUCUUCAACGGCUACAUUUUAUUCGCUACCGCAGCACCUGGCUCUCGGUACCAGGGCUCCAUUAUUGUGGGAGUCUGCUACGGCUUGCACAUCUUCCUGUCGGUGUUCAUCGUCAUGGCUGGUAUGUGCGCUUUGGGCACCCUGCUCAACGUGGUGUUGAUUCUUCGUGUUCGGCCCUUGUACCGGGAUUUUUAUGGGCCAAAUUGCUCAAAAGAGAGGAAGAAUAGGGCACAGCCUACGUAAAGUUAAUCGGGUAACGUGUAAUUAUUUACAAUUUGUUCGUUUUUUUCAUGGUGGAAAAUAUGUACAAGUGAGUCGAGGUUUCACAUGACAAUGUUUACGAUCAGUUGGAAUGUCUAGUUUUAGCAGAUGGAGCUCUGAUUUUGCAGAAAUCCAAAGGUUUGUAGAAUCACAAGAUCAUGAAUGUCUUAGAAUACAUUUAUCUUUUCCUUUCAAUUUAUUCGACUGUUGAUAUUUAGUAAUAAAGUUUAUUAAAAAAAAUAAAUGCUAUUCUCGUUA